UACGUCACUACGUCACCGGACAACAUGGCGCCUCUCCGCUCUCAGCGCACCUGUCGCCGGUGAUGAGACCGUCCUCUGCCGGCCUCAGGGCUCUGUGUCCGGGAACGAAGCUCCGGAGGAGCCGCUGCGUCUGCACCGAGCAGGAGAGAGACAGGAGGUGUUUGCUGCUCCUGUGGCUGUUUGAGAGAGAUGGAAAGAAACGAUGAGGCGUCCUCUUCAUCAGACGACCUUCAUCAUCGUCAUGGCUGCUGUAGCUCCUCCUCCUCUGCUGAUGUUGUGACGUCACAGUGUGCGGAUCUCUCCACCUGUACGCUCUGCUCCGCGUCAGAUCACGGCCCAACGCGACCAAUCAGAUGCUGCUGUGACGGUCAGGGGGCGGGGCUUAGUCUGAGAGAUGACGUCACCCAAACUGACAGGAUAAGUCAAAAUGUGGAAGUGAAGUGUUCGUCAUCGAGCUCAAACGGGCUGGUGUCCUGCGCAGAGGGGUCAAAGGUCAACCCCUGUGGGGGCGGGGCUUCUGACCUCCACCUGGACGAGUCCACCUGCUCUGCACCGCCAUCGGAGGCCUCUCAGGAUAUUGACCCUGUGACCCCCCCCUCUGACUCUGACUCACAGGAGGGGGAUGUGACCUCUGACCUCCAGGAGGUCAGCUCUGAUGAUGACGCCUUCACCACCGAGCCGCCACCGGGCGAGCUGAGCCUCCGCGCUCCUCGCUACAGGAACACGUUUGAGUGCGGCCGCAGGCAGAGCGCUCCGGGUCAGCUGGUUCAGGACCACGGAGGGUCCGAGUCUGAGCUUCAGUCCAGGAGGCCGGUCAUCGCCGAGUACUUCAGCAGCAGGAAGCAGCAGUCCGUCACUCAAAGUGUUCCUGGUUGGAAGCUGUUUGGUAAAGUUCCUCCUAAACUGAGUCCCUCCAAACAGGCUCGGAUCAUCCAACAGGAGUUCGAGGCGCGGCAGGUCGCAGCCCGCUGCUCUCCUACCCAUCAUGCCGCGGGGCAGCAGAGCAGGAAAAAGGUGGAGUUUGAGCCGCUGUCCACCACAGCGCUGAUCCUGGAGGACCGGCCGCCGAACCUUCCAGCCAAGUCGGCAGAGGAGACGCAGAGACACAGACAGCAGUACGAGCUGAUGGUGGCGGGAGCCAAGAGGAGAGAGCUGAAGGAGGCUCAGAGGAGGCAGCAGCAGAUAGAGGAGAGGUUCAGACAGGAGGAGGUGAUCUCCAACACCUCGCUGAUCUGGAACCAGCACAUCCUGCCACACUGGGACGCCAUGAGGUCUAGUCGUCGGGCUCGGGACAUGUGGUGGGGAGGUUUACCUCCCAGCGUCAGAGGUCGAGUCUGGAGCCUCGCUGUCGGCAACGAGCUCAACAUCACUACAGAGCUGUAUGAGAUCUUCUUGUCCAGAGCGAAGGAGAAGAGGAGGAACCUCACUGACGACGGGGCGUCGUCCAGUCUGGAGCUCAUCUCCCGGGACGUUUCCAUGACGCUGCCGUCGCUCUGCGUCUUCAACGAGGGCGGCCCUUACCACGACCUGCUGCAAAGCAUUCUGGGAGCUUACACCUGUUACAGACCUGAUGUGGGAUAUGUGCAGGGUAUGUCAUCCAUGGCGGCCAUGUUGAUCCUAAACAUGGACGAGGUUCAGGUCUUCAUCAGCUUCUCCAACCUGAUCAACAGACCCUGUCAGCUGGCCUUUUACAGAGUCGACCACCAGCUGAUGCUCAGGUAUUUCGGGGCCUUCCAGGUGUUCUUCCAGGAGACUCUCCCCCGUCUCUUCCUUCACUUCCGGUCUUCAGGUGUGACCCCUGACCUCUACCUCAUGGACUGCUGUGAUAACCCCCCCUCCAGGAUCCUGUCCCUCUACAUGAAGCCCCUCCCUCUGGACGUGGCCUGCAGAGUUUGGGAUGUGUUCUUUCGGGACGGGGAGGAGUUCCUGUUCAGGACGGCUCUGGGGAUCCUGAAGCUCCACCAGGACGUCCUGCUGCACAUGGACCUCGUCAGCAUCGCUCAGUUCCUGUCCCGCCUCCCCAAUGAGGAGCUGCUCUCUGAUAGGCUGUUCUCCUGCAUCUCGGCCACGCUCAUGCUGAGCGGGAACAGGAAGUGGACUCAGGUUUUGUCGUCCUUCGGUGACUCAGAGACGAGCAGCUGAUCUGAUCUACCGACACUUUUUAUGUGUUUUAUUGUUAUUUAUUUAUUUUAUUUCUCGUUAUUUGUUUCUGUAAUAAAACAUUUAAAGGUGAAAUGAUGCUCUGGAGUACGGAGGACUGAAGCUGCCUUUAUGAGAAAUAAAGAAAUGAAGAACUAAAAGCCUCAAUCAUGAAUACAUGUACAGCUUGAUUUCAAAAUAAUUAAAGUGUUUAUGGACUGUUAUUUGGUGUUAAGCCCUCUCAUUUAUAUACAUAACAUUUAAUU
Molecule: messenger RNA, 2405 nt
Organism: Anoplopoma fimbria (sablefish)
Lineage: Eukaryota; Metazoa; Chordata; Actinopteri; Perciformes; Anoplopomatidae
Product: TBC1 domain family member 12-like
Exons: 15
Coding region: 190-2142 (650 amino acids)
Source: RefSeq, a predicted model, not a curated record